Messenger RNA from Brassica oleracea var. oleracea, 1621 nucleotides. Its product is annotated as glycylpeptide N-tetradecanoyltransferase 1. The transcript is spliced from 2 exons. Gene Ontology annotation, biological process: N-terminal peptidyl-glycine N-myristoylation. Gene Ontology annotation, molecular function: glycylpeptide N-tetradecanoyltransferase activity. NCBI's taxonomy places the organism in Eukaryota, Viridiplantae, Streptophyta, Magnoliopsida, Brassicales, Brassicaceae. The record is from RefSeq and is a predicted model, not a curated record. The coding region runs from base 202 to 1476 and encodes 424 amino acids. Gene Ontology annotation, cellular component: cytoplasm.
CCCCCAUUGGCCAUAACCUCACGCCUUCGUCCUUCCUUUAUUCUUUCCUCCUCUCACAAGAGCUUACUCCGUCCUCGAACCCGAAUCUCCUAGACUCCUCCUGAUCCGAGAAAUCAUCCCAGAGAUCUGAUAGCUCAUACUCGGAGGAUCUGUAAUCGGUGAGAAUCUACGAAGGUUCUUCCGCUUCGAGAAAAAUCAGAAAUGGCAGACAACAAUCCACCACCCGAAGAGAACCAAAUCGUCGAAUCCUCCUCCACCUCACUCGAAACCAUAGUCCGACGCUUCCAAGAGUCAAUGUCAGACUCAAAAACCCACAAGUUCUGGGAGACUCAGCCCGUGGGCCAGUUCAAAGACAUCGGCGACACAAGCCUACCGGAAGGCCCAAUCGAGCCCGCUACACCCUUAUCCGAGGUCAAGCAAGAGCCCUACAACCUCCCUUCCGUCUACGAAUGGACCACCUGCGACAUGGCCUCCGACGACAUCUGCUCCGAGGUCUACAACCUCCUCAGGAACAACUACGUCGAAGACGACGAGAACAUGUUCAGGUUCAACUACUCCAAGGAGUUUCUCAGGUGGGCCUUGCGUCCCCCUGGCUAUUACCAGAGCUGGCAUAUUGGAGUACGUGCCAAGACUAACAAGAAGCUUGUGGCUUUCAUUAGCGGCGUCCCCGCGAGGAUCAGGGUGCGUGACGAGGUUGUUAAGAUGGCUGAGAUCAAUUUCUUGUGCGUUCACAAGAAGCUUAGGUCUAAGAGGCUUGCGCCUGUUAUGAUCAAGGAGGUGACGAGAAGGGUGCACUUGGAGAAUAUCUGGCAGGCUGCUUAUACUGCAGGUGUUGUGCUUCCUACGCCGAUCACCACGUGUCAGUACUGGCACAGGUCGCUCAACCCGAAGAAGCUGAUCGAUGUUGGGUUUUCGAGACUUGGUGCGAGGAUGACGAUGAGCAGAACCAUUAAACUCUACAAGUUACCUGAGGCGCCCGUCACUCCUGGGUUCAGGAAAAUGGAACUGCUUGAUGUCCCUGCUGUCACGCGGUUGCUGAGGAACUACCUUAGCCAGUUUGGAGUGGCGACUGACUUUGAUGAGAACGAUGUUGAGCAUUGGUUACUCCCGAGGGAAGAUGUUGUGGACAGUUACUUGGUUGAAAGCCCUGAGACUCAUGAUGUUACUGAUUUCUGCAGCUUCUACACCCUCCCGUCGACCAUCCUCGGUAACCCGAACUACACGACGCUGAAAGCUGCUUAUUCCUACUACAAUGUUGCCACACAGACGUCGUUCCUCCAGCUGAUGAAUGAUGCGCUGAUCGUGUCUAAGCACAAGGGGUUUGACGUGUUCAACGCCCUGGAUGUGAUGCACAACGAGAGCUUCUUGAAAGAGUUGAAGUUUGGUCCGGGAGAUGGUCAGCUUCACUACUAUCUCUAUAAUUACCGUUUGAGAAGCGCGUUGAAGCCCUCGGAACUUGGGCUUGUUCUCUUAUAAGCUCCUCGAUAACUUGCGUUUGGUGUUAUUAAACUUAAGUUUGGUUUUUCGUUUUUGUUCUUCUUUUGUCUGAACUAUUUAUCUCUUGGGAUUACUGAAACUGCGGUUGAAUUCUUUUGGCAAUGCGAAUUGGAGUUUUCCAGAA